GAUUAAACUCGAUUUGAGUGAAAUUAACACAAAGGAGCGAAGAGCAACGCACACUAGUCGGCGAGGUCGCGGAUGCGAGACACGCCGGAGAAAUAUUUCAUGAAAAACAUAAAACUUGAACUUUUUUUCUCCUCUGUUUAUUUAUAUUUUGAAGGAAAAAGGACCACGGUGGAUUUUUUUUUUCAAGCCAGCGGAGAUACUAGCCCUACUAACGAGGAGUUGAUCUGAGAAAAAAGCCCGAAGUGACCGAGCUUGUUGGGGACUUGAACGAGGACCAUGGAGUAACAAGCUUCAAACUAGCAGCUAGCUGAUUAGCUUCUCACUGCACAGCACACCUCCCCUCCAUCCAGUCCCCUCCAUCUGUGGGCCCUCCACCCAGCCAUGGCGGACCCAGGGAUGUUGAGUUUAUUCGGGGACGAUGCAGGGCUGUUCUCAGAUGGAUUAGAUGGUUUAGGAGACUGCUUUCCUCAGCAGCCUGCCCCGGGCCAGCCCAACCCUCUACCCCAGCAGACUAAUCCCUCCCUUAACCACGAGCACCAGGGGAACAGGGGUUACCACCAGGGGAUGCUCCACGGCGCCGGAUCGGGCCCGGCGCAGCCCAAACUGGGGCAAAUGUACGACCACGGCCCCUACGCAGGCUACGAGCAACCUGGUGCCGCUGGAGGACGAAUGAUGGCCCAGAACGGCCCCAGUCAGGGCCCACCGAACGUUACAGCGGCCAUGAAUGGCAUGGCUUCCCACUACCAUAAUAACCCAGCUAACUCUAGUAACCCCCACCACGGGUAUCCGGGUGAUGCUGGGGGAGGAGCAGGCGGGGGUGGCGUUUGGGGCCAGCAGCAGCAGCAGCAGCCGCAGCCGCCACAGCAGCAGCAGAACAGACCGGCUUAUCAGCAGCCUCCAACACAACCAGGGGGAGCCCCCACCCAGAUGGGGGGCUACCAGAUGUCUCAAGGCAACUAUGGCGGGAUGCAAGGCACACCGACACCCAACGCAGCUCGCAUGAACCAACACUACCCUCCACAGAGCAUGGCACCCCCUACCGCUCAGGACCCAUCUCACUACCUGGGACAUGUCGGGAUGGGGGGAGCCCAAAUGAGAAACCCUCAGCCCCAGCCACAACCCCAGGGCUACCCCAACAUGGGCCACACACCCCGAUACCCACACUCCCCCUCCCGACAGCCUCCGCAACCCCACCAGCACCAACAGGGCAUGGCAGGGUUCGGGGCUGGCCAGUAUCCCGGCUAUCAGGCCCAGUACGGAGCCAUGGGGUCCGGGAUGGGCCAGGGCGCUAACGCUAACGUCAGCGCUAACAUCAGCCAGGCCAUGGGACCGGGGCAGCUCGGCCAGAGGUUUAACCAGGGAUCAGGCCCAGCCGCUGGGCAACAGGGGCAGCGCUAUCCAGCCGCACCACCUCACCAACCCCUUCAGACCCGUGCCCCCAUGCAGCAGCAGCAGGCAGGGCAGCAGGGCCAGCCUAUGCACCCCCUCAACCACCCCCAGAAUCUGCCCCAGCCCCAAAACCAGCCCCAGUCCCACCUCGCCCCCCCAGCUCAGGGAUCCUACCCCUCCCCUUCAUCCAUGUCGCCCAUGCGGGGUUUGGGAACCCCAACCCCUCCUCCCCAGCAGGGCAGACCCCCUAGCGCAGGGCUAGCAGGGCCCACAGAGGUUGCUGGGUACACAGCCCUGCAGACUCCACCCAAUACUAUCACCCUUCCUCAGAGAACUCCCCAAACCCCUCUUACAGCCCCACACCCCCAACACCAGCAGGCCCACAACAUGCCCCCCAAUGCAGGGCAGAUGUACCCCGGCAUGGGGCCGCAGCGUGGUCCACAAAUAGGGCCAAACAGGCCUCAGCUCCAGCCACAGCAAGGAUCUCAUGAAGGCCCGGUCGGCCAGGGGGGAGACCAGCGUCUGCUCCAGGCCCAGCAGCAGGCCCCUCGGAACGGGCAGCCCGCCCCCAUGGGUUUCCAGGGCCAGCCGGUCAGUCAGCACGGAGGCCCUUCUCCGAACCAGGGACUGGUGCCGCCCGCGCCCAACGCUCAGACGCAGCACGCACACCUGCCCCCGCACCCCCACCACCUGCAGAGCACGCCCCCUCCUCCCCCCAACCAGGCCUCCCACCCAUGGGCGCCUCCUGCCUCCCACUCGCUAUCCUCACCCCCUCUCACCCCACAGAAAGUGCCUCAUGUUCAGCAUUCCCCCACGGACUCGUCAGGCGACGCCUCAAUGAUGGUUCCUGACAGGCCGGCGGUUGGAGCCGGUGCCCCCGGCCAGCCUAUCAGCACAGAGCAGCCCAGCGACCAGGAGACCAAGCCAAAAAAGAAGAAAAAGAAGAAAGCAAAAGUGGCGGACGGAGAGGAAGAGGGAGGGAGGAAGAAGGCGAGAGACGGAGUAGACGAAGACGUCAAGUCGGAAUUUCCCGGCACAGGAAGUGAUGCGGGCGAACAGGCGACCGGCACAGGAACUGUAGAGGGAAGUUCGCCACCGGCGGAGGAGAAGAAGAAGCGGAAAAAGAAACCAAAGGAGAAGGCAGAGGGCAAGGAGCCCAAAGAGCCCAAGACCCCGAAGACGCCCAAAACACCCAAAACACCCAAGACCCCCAAAGAGGCCAAGGAGCCCAAGGAGAAGAAAGCCAAGAGCUCCACACCCAAGACCAAGACCCCCAAGAAAACCAGCAGUAAGAAGGUGGAGCCGGAGGGCGGGGCCAGUGCUGCUAAGAAGGAUUCCAAGAGGAAGAGAGAGCCGUCAGUCAGCGACGAAGUGGAGAUGAAGUCUCCGCCUCCCUCGCCUCCUGAAGAGGAGGAUGACGAUGGUGUACAGAAGCGUCGCUCUAGUCGUCAGGUGAAGAGGAAGAGGUACACAGAGGAUCUGGAGUUCAGGAUCUCGGAUGAAGAUAACAGCGGAGACGACUCACCAGCACCAAAAUCCCCAUCGUCGUCAGCUCAACAGCAGGAUGUGGCCGAGGUUGAGGGGCCGGUUGUGGAGAAGAUUAUGGGCAAGCGCAACACCAAGAAACAGCUGGAGUCGGGGGAGGAAGUAGAGGUGGAGGAGUUUUACGUGAAGUUCAAGGGCUUUUCGUACCUCCACUGUCGCUGGGCUGACCUGGAGGAACUGGAGAAGGACAAGAGAAUACACCAGAAGGUCAAGAGGUUUAGGGCCAAGCAGCAACUCAACAGUUUUAUAACUGAGAUGGACGACGAGCCUUUUAACCCGGACUAUGUGGAGGUGGACCGUGUCCUGGACAUUUCAGAAAGCACAGAUGAAAACGGAGAGUUGGUGACCUUAUAUCUGGUGAAGUGGUGCAGUCUGCCUUACGAAGACUCCACCUGGGAGCUGAAGGCUGAUAUCGACCAAUCCAAGAUAGACGAAUAUGAACACAUCGCUGCACGCACACCCAACACUAAGAGAGUGGAACGGCCUCCUGCAGCCGACUGGAAACAGCUGGAGGGCUCCAGGGAAUACAGGAACGGCAACGCACUCAGGGAAUACCAGCUUGAAGGCCUCAACUGGCUAACCUUCAACUGGUACAACUCACGUAACUGUAUCUUGGCUGAUGAGAUGGGUCUAGGAAAGACCAUCCAAUCCAUUACAUUCCUCUACGAGAUUUACAUGAAGAGCAUUGAGGGGCCGUUCCUGGUCAUCGCCCCGCUCUCCACCAUCCCUAACUGGGAGAGAGAGUUCAGGACCUGGACUGAGCUCAACGCGGUGGUCUACCACGGAAGCCAGGCCAGCCGCAAGACCAUCCAGGCCUACGAGAUGUACUACAGAGACGCACAGGGUAAGAUAAUAAAGGGAGCAUAUCGGUUUCAUGCGUUGAUCACAACCUUCGAGAUGAUUCUGACCGACUGUCCGGAGCUGCGCAGUAUCCCGUGGCGCUGCGUGGUGAUAGACGAAGCCCACCGACUCAAAAACAGAAACUGCAAACUACUGGAAGGACUCAAAAUGAUGGACAUGGAGCACAAAGUUCUGUUGACAGGAACUCCCCUCCAGAACACAGUGGAAGAGCUCUUCAGCUUACUCAACUUCCUGGAGCCAGAGAGAUUCCCGUCUGAACAGACAUUCAUGACUGAAUUUGGAGACCUUAAGACUGAAGAACAGGUUCAAAAGCUGCAGGCCAUUCUGAAGCCCAUGAUGUUGAGAAGACUGAAGGAGGAUGUGGAGAAGAACCUGGCGCCUAAGGAGGAGACCAUCAUCGAGGUUGAGCUGACCAACAUCCAGAAGAAAUACUACCGCGCCAUCCUGGAAAAGAACUUCAGCUUCCUGUCUAAAGGAGGUCCAGGAGGAGGAGGAGGCGGUAGCAGCGGCGGCGGAGGAUCCGCAGUCCCCAACCUCCUUAACACCAUGAUGGAGCUGAGGAAAUGCUGCAACCACCCCUACCUCAUUAACGGAGCGGAAGAGAAGAUCAUCGAGGAGUACAGGGACUCCCACGGUGGCAGGGUUGACAUUCCGGAAAUGGCUCUCCAGGCCAUGAUCCAGGCCGCCGGCAAACUGGUGCUCAUCGACAAGCUGCUGCCCAAACUGAAGGCCGGCGGCCACAGAGUGUUGGUGUUCAGUCAGAUGGUGCGCUGUCUAGAUAUCCUGGAGGAUUACCUCAUUCAGAGACGUUAUCCGUACGAGCGUAUAGACGGCAGAGUUCGUGGUAACCUGCGGCAGGCGGCCAUCGACCGUUUCUCCAGACCAGACUCCGACCGCUUUGUCUUCCUGCUGUGUACGAGAGCCGGAGGACUGGGCAUCAACCUGACCGCAGCAGAUACCUGCAUCAUCUUUGACUCGGACUGGAACCCUCAGAACGACCUGCAGGCCCAGGCCAGGUGUCACCGUAUCGGCCAGUCCAAGGCGGUCAAAAUCUACCGCUUGAUCACCAGGAACAGCUACGAGAGGGAAAUGUUCGACAAGGCCAGCCUGAAGCUGGGGCUCGACAAGGCCGUGCUCCAGAGCAUGAGCGGGAGAGAGAACGCCAACAGCGGGCAGGUACAGCAGUUGUCCAAGAAGGAGAUUGAAGACCUGCUGAGGAAGGGAGCGUACGGAGCUCUAAUGGAAGAGGAAGACGAAGGUUCCAAAUUCUGCGAGGAAGACAUCGACCAGAUCCUCCAGAGACGAACCCACACCAUAACCAUAGAGUCUGAGGGCAAGGGCUCCACUUUCGCUAAGGCCAGUUUUGUUGCAACGGGUAACCGAACAGACAUUUCUCUGGAGGAUCCAGACUUCUGGCAGAAAUGGGCCAAGAAGGCUGAGCUGGACCUGGACGCCAUCAACGGACGGAACACGCUCGUGAUCGACACACCGAGAGUGAGGAAGCAGACGCGGCACUACAGCAGCGUCAAAGAAGACGAAAUGAUGGAGUUCUCUGAGCUGGAGAGCGACGAGGACGAACCGAGCAAACCCUCAACUAAACCUCGGAGACCCCAAGACAAAGCCCAGGGGUACCCCAGAUCUGAGUGCUUCAGAGUGGAGAAGAACCUGCUGGUCUACGGGUGGGGUAGGUGGAGCGAGAUCCUGGCUCACGGUCGCUUCAAGCGCCCCCUGAAGGAGGCCGACGUGGAAACCAUCUGCCGGGCCCUCCUGGCCUACUGCCUGCUGCAUUACCGCGGCGACGAGAACAUCAAAAGCUUCAUCUGGGACCUGAUCACCCCGACCGCAGACGGGACGACCAAGACGUUGACCAAUCACUCUGGUCUCUCUACACCAGUACCUCGAGGCAGAAAGGGCAAGAAGGGGAAGCCCUCUGUCCCGCCUCCACAAACUCCGAGAGCCGAUUGGCUGGCCAGCUGCAAUCCUGACCACUUACUGCAAGAGGACAGCUACAAGAGACACUUGAAACAUCACUGCAAUAAGGUGUUGCUAAGGGUGAGAAUGCUGUACUAUCUGAGACAGGAAGUCAUCGGCGACCAGGCUGAGCGCAUCCUGGAAGGAACCUCCGACUCCAGCGAGCUGGAUAUCUGGAUCCCCCAGCCGUUCCAUGCAGAGGUCCCGGCCGACUGGUGGGACAGCGAGGCUGACAAAUCCCUGCUCGUCGGAGUCUUCAAACACGGCUAUGAGAAGUACAACUCUAUGCGAGCAGACCCCAACCUGUGCUUCUUGGAGAGGGUGGGCAUGCCCGACGCCAAGGCCAUCGCCGCCGAGCAGAGGGGCUCCGACAUGAUGACAGAUGGCGUCGAGGGCGAGGAUGAGGAUCCAGAGUACAAGCCGCUGCGGAUGCCUUUCAAAGAUGAAAUGGACGACUUCACCAACUCUCCACUGGACGACAAAGAUGAGAAUGCAGAGGGAGAAGCAGAAGGUAAAUCAGCUGAGAACGGUCAGAGCGCUCCUUCCGCCGGCGGAGCCGCAGGUUCCAACGAGCGUCUCUAUUGGCCGGCGGCCUCGGCUCUGACGGCCCGCCUGCGCCGCCUCAUCACGGCCUACCAGCGCUCCAACCGCAGAGAGCAACUCCGCCAGGAGGCGCUCAACCGCCCCGACGGUCGCCGGCGACGACGCAGGGACUUCAUGCCUUCCAUUGCCAUGGUGACCGAGGCAGGAGGAGGGGCGGCGUACAUCCAGGAUGGCGCCGGAGUGUUCAUGGCUGAAGGAAGCCAGUACCUGACUAAGGGAGGGGCUUACUUUGCCAAAGGUGGGCAGUUCAUGUCAGAGGGGUCUCCAGUGAUGACCGCCAACUCUCUGAUGACUGAUGGAGCCAUGUACUUCAAGGAGAGGAGACAAAGAUGGACUCGUCGUGAGGAGGCCGACUUCUACCGUGUCGUGUCCACCUUCGGAGUCGUCUUCGACACCCAGCGUCAGAAGUUUGAUUGGACACAAUUCAGAGCCUUCGCCAGAUUGGACAAGAAGACAGACGAGAGCUUGGAGAAAUAUUACUACUCAUUCAUUGCCAUGUGUAAACGAGUCUGCCGCAUGCAGGUCAAGACUGACACAGAACUUCCAGACCCGACCCUGAUCAUCGACCCCAUCACAGAGGAGCGCGCCUCUCGCACGCUGUACCGCAUUGAGCUGCUCCGCCGCAUCAGAGAGCAGGUCCUCCCUCAUCCACAGCUGUCUGAGCGCCUCAAACUCUGUCAGCCCUCCUUAGACCUCCCCGAGUGGUGGGAGUGCGGCCGCCACGACAGGGACCUCCUCCUGGGCGCCUCCAAACACGGAGUGAGCCGGACAGAUUACCACAUCCUAAACGACCCUACAUUGGCCUUCCUGGAGGCCCACCAGCGCUUCACCAGCCAGCCAGGGCCCGGCAUCGCCAUGGGAACCCAGGGAGAGCUCACCAAAGCCGGGGUGGGAGAGGCAGAAAGUGCCUCCGCACCCAUCCUCACCCCCGCCGAGCUUGCGAGCGCGACGGCCGCAGCCAAAAUUGCCGUCGACGCGGCUAAAGAAGAGGAGGGAGAAGGGAAGGAGGUGAAAACUGAGGAAGGGAAAGAAGAGACGGAGGUAAAGAUGGAGGUAGAGGAAGGAGACGCCAGCACCAUUCCAUGCACCAAGACUGAAACUCCUGAAGAACAGAAGGACGAUGAGGGAGAGGUCGGAGAAGGAAAAGAAGAGGCCGCCGCUUCACCGGGCAAGGAGGUCAAGAAAGAAGAGGAGGAGGCGGCACAGCCAAAAGUAGAAAAGGAGGAUCAGGAAGAGCUGAAAGAGGAGCAGAGCAAAGAAGGAGAGAAAAGCUCCAUGCCGGAAGACGACCAAGACAAAAACCCAGGAGAGGAGACGAAGAGUCCCGCUCCUGCCGACACCGAUGGGGACCAGAAGGAGACGGUGGCCGAGCCCCCAGAACUUCCCGACUCCUCUCCUAAAGCACAAGCAGGACACAAGACUGCAGAGGAAGAGGAGGAGGGGGGAGAGGAGAGGGCCAACCCUGAGUCUCCUAAAUCUCCAAAGUCGGCCGAAACAGAGAAAAGCCCAGAGGAGGAAGAGGAGGAGAGGAUGGAUGAAGAUGACAAAUCAGAGAAAUCCUCUCAAGCUGAAGCGAGCGCUGCGUCAGAGCAGAAGAACUUUGACGAGGAGAGCAUCGCCUCUCUCAGCACGUCAGCCCGAGACGAAACCAGAGACGGGUUCUGCCCCGACGACCUGCCGGAAACUUCUGCUCUCCAGGCCUCACAGGACAGAGCCUACGCCUUCUCAUUCUGGCCUAAGGACCGAGUGAUGAUCAACAGGAUGGAUAACAUCUGCGAGGCCGUCCUGAAGGGCAAGUGGCCCGUCAACAGGCGCCACAUCUUUGACUUCCCCAGCAACCUGUUGCCGGGGCACGGCUCGGCAGUGACCGCGGCGGCCGUAGCCACUGUGACCGAGAGCCCACUGCAGAGGCGGAGCUUGGCCGAGCUGACGAUGGCCGGCAUCCACACGCCUUACAGCGGGAGUGAAGAUAAAACACUAUCCCCACAGGUUCAUGAUGAUGCUCUGAGCCUGACGGCGCCCCGACAGAGAAGGAGGAGGAGGAGGAAGAUCGAGAUCGAGGCGGAGAGAGCGGCCAAGAGGCGCAAUCUGAUGGAGAUGGUGGCUCAGCUGAGAGAGAGCCACGCUUCCGUUGACACUCAGAGCCAGGCUAUAGACCUCACCAAGGGUAUGCACCAUCACCACAAGGCCUCUCCCUCGUUGAGCGGUUUCCCCAGCGCCCUGGUGACAAACCCCUCCCUUAAGGCCCAGAUGGAGCUGCUGACCCCGCCCUCUGGACACAGAGCCAAUGGCUCACUAGAGGCUGACCUGCCCAUCAUGAGAAGGAGGCGAGGCCGCAGGAAAAAUGUGGAGGGCCUGGAGCUGCUGUUCAUGGGCAACAAGAGAGGAGGAGGGGAUGAUGCAGAAGGGACGAAGGUUUCAGGUGUGGAGGGGGGUCGGGACGCUGCUCGUGCCCACAGACCCAUCUCAGUCCCCGAGCAGAGCCCCAGUGCCAGAUCUCUAGCAUCCGGAAGUCUGGAUGAGGAGGAGGCAGCAGUUUCCAACAAAGAGCUGGGAGAGUGGCUGAGGCAGCACCCCACAUACACCAUGGACAUGGCUGCAUUUACACCAAAGAGCGAGGACAUGCUGUCUCAGUUCUCUAAGCCCAAGCAGAAGCGCCAUCGCUGUCGAAACCCCAACAAGAUCGACAUCAACACCCUCACAGGAGAGGAGAGAGUGCCUGUGGUGAACAGACGCAACGGACGCAAGAUGGGCGGGGCCAUGGCUCCACCAAUGAAGGAGCUCCCCAGAUGGUUAUUGGAGAACCCUGAGUUUUCUAUCGCCCCUGAUUGGACAGACAUCGUCAAACAGUCGGGAUUCCUCCCAGAAGCUAUGUUUGACCGCCUUCUGACAGGCCCUGUAGUCAGGGAGGAGGGUGUCCGCCGCCGGGGGCGACGACCCAAAUCUGAGAUCGCCAAGGCAGCAGCUGCAGCCCAGGCAGCAGCCGCAGCUCAGGCUGCACAGGCUUCACUGGCUUCUGCUGCUUCAUCUGCAGGAGGCAUCAACCCUCUGCUGCUGAACAGUCUGUUUGGAGGGAUGGACCUGUCCUCCCUCCAGAGCCUGCAGUCUCUCCAGUUGGCUGCUGGUCUGAUGGCCUUCCCCUCCCCCGCUGAUCCCAAGCAGGCCUCCAUGCUGCCCCUCAUGCUGCCUGGCAUGGGAGGCCUGCCCAACAUGGCCGCCAUCCCCAAUAUGUUCAGCCUAGGCGGGCUGUUCGGCGGUAACCUGGCCGCAGCCGCAGCCGCCGCAUCCAGCUCCGCCCUCGCCGCUGCAUCGGGGAACACCAACGGCGCGAUGGAGGGAGAGAGCAACGACGGCACCAAGACGAGGAGAGAGGCAGAUGAGAAAGAAGACGGAGAGGACGGUGACGAGUUCGGAGAGGAGGAGGACGAAGAGGCGGAGGGGAGCGAGGACGGCGCGAAGAAGGCUAAGAAGAAGAAGAAGAAGAAGAAGGAGAGAUCACAGAACAACGUCAGCGCAGCUCAUCAGAGCGCAGCGGCCGAUUCGCCCGCCGACUCCUCCUCCAUAAACGGAGACGCCACCGCUCUGCUGGCUGCUGCCGGCAUGUCUGCCAACUCCCUGGCAUUCAACCCCUUCCUCCUCUCCACCAUGGCCCCCGGCCUCCUCUACCCCUCCAUGUUCCUACCUCCAGGCCUGGCCGGCCUCAGCCUGCCCGGCUUCCCCACUGCCUCCACCCUGGCCGAGCUCCAGAGCGCCAUGGCCGGAGCGCUGGGGGGCAACGCCAUGAACGCCAUCCCCCCGAGAGACGAGGAGAAGGCGGGGCCGAAAGCUACAGCGGCAGCAGCAGGAGAGGAGGAGGACGAGGAGGAGGAUGAUGAAGAGGAGGAGGCGCUGGGAGGAGAGAGUGACUUGGCGGAGGACAAAGAAGGAGAAGCGGAGGAGACGAAAGGCGACGCUGAGGAUUCAGCUCUGGAGGACGGAGGGAUGGGAGGAGAGGAGGAGGAGGAGGAUGAGGAGGAGGGGGACACAUCUCCACAGAAGGACAAGAGUGACUGAAAUAAAACAAAACUGACUGGCCUUGGACAUUUCUUCCCCCUCUGACCUCUCCUCCCUCCUCCGCGUUUACACACCUCCACCUUCACAAAUAUCCAAAUUAUUAUGAAUCCUGUUUUUUUUUUUUCUUUACGUUGUUGUUGAUGAUUUCUCUCACUCUUUGUGUUUAUUUUUUUGGCCAGGUAUAUUAACUAUGCGUCAGAGAGGACUGGGUGUGUGUGUGUUAAGUUAAAUCUCUCUGAUCAAUAGUGUAGUCAGGGAAAAUCCUCACAGCCGCUCACUCACAGCUCGGCUCCUGUUCAAAGACUGUAUCUCUGUGAGCGGUGCAUCUCCACUUCUCUCUCUCACAUAGGACUUUACAAAGUUCCAAUAGUACUAUUAUUAUUAUUAUUGCUGCUUUCAGCUCUCAAGUUUUUGUUUUGUUUUUUUAUUAUUAUUAUUUCUUGCUUCCUUCCUCUCUUCCUCGUCUGGACUGUUUAGUUGUUUGGUUGUCAGCAGCGUCUCAUCACAAGAAAAGAAAUGCCCGCUUGGUUCUCAAAAAACAAACAAAACAACAAAAAAAAACAGCAUUACAGCUAAACCCAGCUGUCUGUCUGACAAAGCUGCUGCAAAGAGGAAUUGUGGGUAAUGGAGUUGAUGGAGCUGUUCUGUCUCAGAGCAGAGUUUUAUUUUUAAGUUCUCACAUAUCAGACCAGGUAGACUCUGAGGAGGAGGGAAAAAAACCCAGACUGGCCUAAACCUCAGUCUCACACACUGACUACCACAACACACACACACACACACACAUAUUCCCAACACAUACCAUGAGUCGCACACACGCACACAUUCAGAUGUCCACCACUACACACACUAACCCCCUUAAACCCUCUUUGUCAUGUGACUGUUUCUUGGAGGACUCGCAGCUGUUUUCCCUAUUUUUUUUUUUCUCUUUCUUCUUUUUUAAUGAGUGUAUGUGUGUGUGUGCAUGCACACUGAACCAAUACUGUUAACCCAGUCCCACACUGUUUAAAUACCAGUCUUGAGUCUUUCCACUGCCAGUCUCUGAAUCCUGUCUUCUCAAUGGGAGGGGGGGGGCUGGUUUUCCAGGCGCGGGAGUGGCAGGCGGGCUGGGUCUGCCGCCAGUCAGGCCCUCUGAUUGGUCCGCUCCAUGCCGCCCAAACCAGCCGUCUUCGCUCUGAGGUCUUCUGUGAAAGGAUUUGGAGCGGUGGACCACACAGGGAUGUGAUGUUUCAGGUUUAUUCUUUAAAGGAGGGGGGGGGGCACAUGAGAUGGUUGAAUUUUUUUUUUUUUUUUCGGUCGCUGCCACAUGAAAAUCAUGAAAGUUUGUUUUGUUUUUAUUUUUCCUUUCACAUCCCGGUAGUUUCAGACCGAGCGCUGCUCCCUAGUAACCUUCUCCUUAUGACUGUUGCUCUAGUCACACACACUGACACCAGGCCUGGCCAAAACAGGACUGAGACACAUUUUCAACAGAGUUGGAAAUUCACAAGUUUCUACGUCUACAUAUGAAGUUCAACUCUGGUCGCCGAGUCCAAUCUUUUGAAAUACUUGAAAAGCGCGAGGGCUGCUUGAUUUGUUUCCAUUCCAGAGGGCCAGUUCACAUGUCUGAGAUGAAUCAAGCACAGCAAGCAGUUCAAAUAUUUGAAAGUACAUUCAAACACGAACACAGUGGCCAGGUCUUAUUAACAUUUGCUAUCACAGCCAGCCCAGCAGACGCAGAGACAGGGCCGGGACGGGGGAGGGGACGAGAGAUCACCUCUGACUCUCUGAAGACACCUUCCCUGUCAGAGACCCUCGUUCUCGUCUCUAAUGCUGAGACAGCAAUAACCAAGGCAGCUUUUGAAUGUUCCAACAUCACUCUCCCAAUACACACACACACACACACACACGAUAUGAAUAACCACAAGUGUCGUAUGAAUAGAAAACAAAACUGUAAAUGAUGACAAAUAAGUACUGCAAUCAAUUUUGUCUCACUCUGUUCCUGUUGAUGCACUGGUGUUAAAGAGUUAAAAUAAUCAGGUACCUUUAUUACUUAGCUACUUUUUCUUGAAAAAAUUGACUUUUUGUUACUUUUAGCCAGCAAGCUGAAGAGCAUUACCUCAAAAUUCUUAUCUAGCCUUGAAGUUUACAGACAUACCGUGUAAAUGUUUUUUUUCCCUUUUUUUUUUGUUUUUUUUCUUUUUGGUGUGUGUCUUUUUUGUUUUUUUUUGUUUUUUUGAGACAUCAUGUAUGAUGAAUUGUAGCUAUGAUGCUUUUAAUAAAAGUGAAUCAUGAUAUUCGCCUA
Molecule: messenger RNA, 12700 nt
Organism: Scomber scombrus (Atlantic mackerel)
Lineage: Eukaryota; Metazoa; Chordata; Actinopteri; Scombriformes; Scombridae
Gene: chd7
Product: chromodomain helicase DNA binding protein 7
Exons: 41
Coding region: 382-10422 (3346 amino acids)
Molecular function (GO): ATP binding; protein binding; ATP-dependent chromatin remodeler activity
Source: RefSeq, a predicted model, not a curated record